GUGAUGGGCGCCUUGGCACUGGCUCAGGCUGACAUAAGUCUCACUCAGGGAGGCUAUAACUACAACCGGAUAUCGCAACAGCAACAGCAGGUGCCGCAGCUCCAUCCACCAGUUGUGGCGCAUUUGUUGAAUCAACAACUCCAGCAGCAGCAACAACAAUUAGCAUCUCAUCCAGUAUUGCCACCUGUGCCAUUGCCCUACCUUCCUCCUGCUGGCCAAUAUCAACAACAGAACCUGAUUCAACCACGACCCACCAUUGCCUCUGCUGCAUUCCCAAUGCCUGCUAACUUUCCGAUUAACUUCCAAACUGCUCCCAUUCAGCACCAGCAUCGUCGUGCCCGUCCUCGUGUCAGGAUUCCCAAGAAGCCAAUUGUUACCAAGAAUUUCUUCAUUCACUCCGCUCCCGAGGAAUCCGACGAUGAAGUGCAGGAUGAGUUGGCCCAACUUGCUGCACAGCCACGCAAUCAUUACAAUGUACUCUUUGUAAAGACUCCGGCUCAAACAAAUCGCGCUGCUGCUUUGAACUUGGCCAAGUCCCUGAAACAGGAGAAGACUGUGGUCUAUGUGCUGGCCAAGAAGACUACAGCAACUGAUUUGCAAGAUGCCAUUGCCGAGGCGCCACAGCAUAUUAACAAGCCGGAAGUAUUCUUUAUUAAAUACCGCACACCUGAGGAAGCCAUCAAUGCCCAGCGACAGAUUCAAUCGCAAUACGAUACUUUGGGAGGCACUUCUACCAUUACGGAUGAGGGCGUGGCACCAAUUACCUCUGUGGUUGGUUCCCUCGAUGCUCCCGAAGAGGAUGAAGAAGUCGAGCAGCAGCAGCCACAGCAGCAACAGCAACAUCAGAUUUCCGAUGGCCAUUUCGAAGAGAAUGUAGGAGGUUCGGGAGGCAUUGCCAAUCACUAUUUGCCCGCCAAUCAGUUUUAAAUAUUCUUCAUAGCUCGCCACAUUAACAAAAUUUUAGUUAGUUAGCUGUCAUAACACACACACAACACACCAAACCACUUC
Molecule: messenger RNA, 1008 nt
Organism: Drosophila willistoni
Lineage: Eukaryota; Metazoa; Arthropoda; Insecta; Diptera; Drosophilidae
Exons: 1
Coding region: 4-927 (307 amino acids)
Source: RefSeq, a predicted model, not a curated record